Molecule: messenger RNA, 267 nt
Organism: Paracoccidioides lutzii Pb01
Exons: 1
Coding region: 1-267 (88 amino acids)
Source: RefSeq, a predicted model, not a curated record
AUGCCCUUUGACAAUGGAUUACCUCCUUUCAGAGAUGGCGGCGAUGAUGUGAUUGUUGAUGAGAGGAUGCAGUCGUGGAUGAACGAGGAGGUUUGUUUAUUUAGGUCCAGCCGAAAAGAGGAAAGCCCCGUAUCAGAAACCACUAGCCCGUUUGAGGAUAGCGUUGCCAAGAUAUCGAAUGAUGCUCCGUUCCGCUCCAAAAAGACUCAACCUUCCAAUUUCGAUGGCGACAGAAGACUUUCACUCUUACAACCGCAUACAUCUUAG